This is a messenger RNA of Fusarium redolens, 2506 nucleotides long. Its product is annotated as carbamoyl-phosphate synthase L chain, ATP binding domain-containing protein. Lineage: Eukaryota; Fungi; Ascomycota; Sordariomycetes; Hypocreales; Nectriaceae. Gene Ontology annotation, molecular function: methylcrotonoyl-CoA carboxylase activity; metal ion binding; ATP binding. The transcript is spliced from 3 exons. The record is from RefSeq and is a predicted model, not a curated record. Gene Ontology annotation, cellular component: mitochondrion. The coding region runs from base 251 to 2443 and encodes 730 amino acids.
GUCUGGGGAAGGUACCUAGGUACCGGUUACUUGCGGCUCCUCACGGUCACGUCUGUCCUUGCCGACUUGAACCUUCAAAGCCGACGGCAUAGCACAUUCACGGCAUUAGGGACGGCUCAUCAUCCGGGACGGAGAUUUACAGUCGGUUUCUCUCCUUAUUUAUGUCAGUGAGAAUCAUUUUGAACUUCUGUCAAGCUGCAUACUGCUCCUUGAUUUCAUACUGGGCGCUUCAUUAACCCCAUCGCUCAUCAUGCGUUCCACACUUCGUGCAAAUCGUCGACUUCCUUUGAAGCCCCUCCCUCGAUUCCUCUCAACAUCUGCCCCUUCAAGCGCUUCUGCUUCUUCAGAAUCUGCACCAAAGCACACACCCAUCAAUUCUGUCCUUAUCGCCAACCGCGGUGAGAUUGCCAUCCGUAUCAACCGGACUGCUGAGCGCCUUGGCAUUCGGGCUACAACCGUCUACACAGAUGUUGACGCUGGUUCAUGGCAUGCUUCUUCGGGGUUUCAGUCUUUGGCGCUAGGCCCUGCAAACGCCUAUCUUGAUGGUGAGAAAAUAAUUGCUCUAGCGAAGCAAAACGGCAUCCAGGCACUCCAUCCCGGCUAUGGCUUCUUGUCCGAAAACUCCAAGUUCGCAGAGCGUUGCGAAGAGGAGGGUAUCGUGUUUGUUGGGCCACCCGCUACUGCCAUGGCCGAUAUGGGACACAAAGCCCGCAGUAAAGAAAUUAUGACAGCUGCAAAUGUUCCCUGCGUCCCAGGAUACCAUGGAGCAGACCAGGGCGAGCAAGAACUCCUGGAGCAUGCCAAAAACAUCACUUUUCCGGUGCUUCUAAAGAGUGUACGAGGAGGUGGAGGCAAGGGAAUGCGGAUCGUCCUGACCGAGGAGGAGUUCUUGACGCAACUUAGAAGUGCCCGUGCCGAAGCCAAGGCCUCAUUUGGUGAAGGAGGCGAGGUCAUGCUGGUGGAGAAGUAUAUCAUUCGACCAAGGCACGUCGAGGUGCAAGUAUUUGCCGACAAAUGGGGCAAUACCGUCGCGCUAGGUGAGCGAGAUUGCAGUGUUCAGCGUCGGCAUCAAAAGAUCCUUGAAGAAUCUCCAGCUCCAGAUCUAGAUCUGGCAACCCGACACGAUCUCUGGGACAAGGCAAGAAAAGCAGCGUCGGCAGUUGGCUAUGUCGGCGCUGGCACUGUUGAGUUUAUCCUCGACAAGGAUACCAACAAAUUCUAUUUCAUGGAAAUGAACACUCGACUACAGGUGGAGCAUCCUGUCACUGAGAUGGUGACUGGCCUGGAUCUAGUCGAAUGGCAAUUCCGAGUUGCUGCAGGCGAAAAGCUUCCACUCUCCCAGGAGGAAGUGGAAGCACAGAUGAACGAGAGGGGCGCCGCCAUCGAAGCACGGAUUUACGCCGAAAAUCCUGAAAAGGGCUUUAUUCCCGACUCCGGCAAAUUAGUGAGGGCUUAUCUCCCUACCGAAUUGCAGAACGAGGAUGUUCGCCUGGAUUGGGGAUUUCGAUCCGGUAAUACGAUCUCCGAAGCAUACGACGGCAUGAUCGCCAAACUUAUCGUACGAGGCGAUACGAGAGAACGUGCUAUCGCCAAAUUGGAGAGCGUUCUACGCUCAUACGAAAUUGUUGGUGUAGCUACAAAUAUCGAAUUUCUCAAGCGACUUUGCGAGACUGAUGCCUUUGUGGCUGGUGACGUGGAAACGGGCUUCAUCGACAAGUGGCGAGAGGAGCUUUUUAAACCCCGACCUAUUAAGAAUGAAGUUGUGGCCCAAGCAGCCCUUGGGAUGGUCAACUUUGAACUUCGAAAUUCUGGACCCCAUGGCUUGACACUUGGCUUUGGCGAGACCAACAACAUCGGGGAACGAAAGCUAAGCUUUAAAAUUCUUGAUGGGUAUAGCAAGGAAGAGGGCGAGGUCGUCGAGGCCAGCGUGACACAGACAGGUCAUAACCUUUAUAACAUUGCUGUCCACCGAAAAGGUGACGAGACACCUCAAGUGUUCACAAACAUUGCCUGCCAGCCAGAGCCAGAGGGUGAAGUGAUGAAACUCGAGUCAUACUUCCCCCUUGAGCGCAUUCAAUCGUCCGUGGUCCCUCAACACACAGACAAUGACACAAAGGUUACUGUUUUCCAGCAUGGCGUGAAAACAGAUCUUGUCCUUCUGCCACCCAAGUGGUACGAGAAGGCUCUUGGGCUCAAGGAGUCAAGCGCCUCAGUUGCAGCGCCGAUGCCCUGCAAGAUAUUGAAGAACGAGGUAGUGGAGGGUCAAACUGUGCAAAAGGGAGCACCGCUUGUGGUAAUUGAAUCAAUGAAGAUGGAAACUAUUAUUCGGUCGCCGCAGGAUGGCGUAAUCAAGAAGCUUGCACAUAAAGAAGGGGAUAUUUGCAAGGCUGGUACGGUACUUGUACUAUUCGAAGAAGGCGAAACAAAGGACGGAGAGUCAUGAUUGAUAUUGGAUACCAUGAUGUAAUGAAUUUGGCGUUAUUUAAAGGAGAUUGAAUGAUACGCU